AUGGCCUACGAGGGUCCGGUCGUUGAUUACGGCCUGAAUGCUCCUCACGGACCUGAUGUCACAGGCCAUCAUCCUCCUUACGAACUUGCGGACGUCGACAUGACCCAUGUGGAGGCGGAGGUCUUCAAGCGGAUCUUGAAGCCCGACGACAGCUACGACGAAAACGGUGUUUAUUGGGCCGAUCUCCCCCUCCUCAAACGAGCCAAAUUCGUCACCAAAGUCGACAAUGCAGAGGCCAAACGGGAGUUCGGCGCGUUCUGGAAGAUGUUUAAAAACGACCCCUUGGCCCCCGUUGGCUUCUACUUCCGCAACAUGGUUCUCCCCGGUGCCGGGCUCGGUCUCGAAGGUUACGUGCUCUUUUCCAUCGGCAAUCUCAAGCCGUUAUUCCAAAAAGGAUUUGCCGAAUGUUGGGGCAAAGAAGCCAUUUGCAAUCCCACCUGGGUCAGUGCCGUCGACUACCUCGAGAUCUGCGGUAUCAUUGUCGGACAGAUCCUAGUUGGGUUCAUCGGUGACUGGGUCGGCCGUCGCUGGGGGUUGAUUCAGGAUGCCACCAUCAUGUUUAUCGGUCUGAUCAUGCUAACCGCCUCGUGGGGCGUCACCCAAAACGGUUGGGUCAUCUGCUACGCCUGGUCGCUCUUCUUCUACGGUAUCGGGGUGGGCGGCGAAUAUCCCAUGACUGCCACGUCGGGGAUGGAGAACGCCGUGGGAUCUGGCAAAAUCUCGACUCGUGACGACCGUCUUCAUCGAGGGCGGAAAGUCACCAGUGCGUUCUUGAUGCAGGGCUGGGGUCAGUUCUUCAACCAGGUCCUGCUCAUUUUGCUGCUGUUGAUCUUCCACCACGGUAGCGGCAACGCUCCGUAUUCCAAGGUUGCCGUCCAGUAUACCUACCGAGUCUCGUUCGCCAUCCCGGCCGUCGGCACUCUGUGGCUGGUCUACUGGCGUACCUUCAAGGUCAAGGCGAGCGCCAACAAACAGCUGCAAUACGCCAAGAAGAAGAACGCCGUGACAGGGUACGACACCGAGUCUUUGUCUCUGACGCUACGCUACUUCGGCGGCCGUCUGCUUGCCACCGCGGGGACGUGGUACAUGAACGAUGUCUUUUUCUACGGCAACAAGCUGUUCCAGAGCGAAUUCAUCAAGGUGAUCGUGCCCAACAGCGACUCCAUCAUGCCAGGCUGGCUGUACAACCUGAUCAACGUCGGCGUGUCUCUCUGCGGCUACUACCUGGCCAGUUUUCUGAUCGACAACAAAUUGUACGGGCGCAAACACAUGCAGACGGUGGGAUUCCUGAUGGAUUUCGUCUUGUUCGUCGUGCCGGCCUUCAACUUCGAGUACUACACGUCGGUCGCCCACAUCAAGGAGUUCCAGGCCAUGUACUUUUUGUCUUCCUUCUUCAACCAGUUCGGCCCCAACUCGGUCACCUUCAUCGCCGCCGCCGAAGUGUAUCCCGUUGCCGUGCGCGCCACGGCCCAUGGCUUCUCCGCUGCCGUCGGCAAGCUCGGCGCCCUGACCGCGUCGGUGCUCUACAACUACAUCGACACGCAGACGAAAUUCUACGUCGUUCCCUGGUUCGGCCUGGCCGGAGUGGUCCUCAACGUCGUCUUCAUGCCCGACACCACCGGUCUCGACCUUAAGGAGCAAGAGCGUCGGUGGGCCUUCAUCCGCGCCGGUCGCGAGAACGACUAUCACGGCAUCGCCAUCCACUCCAAACAUUUGAGUUUGUGGGAGCGGAUGCGCGGCGUCGGCAAGAACUAUGACGCCGACCUCGACUACAAGCAACGGAUCGAGGAGAUGCGGCUGGAGUGGGAGGAGAGCAUGGCCCAGAAGACUGCAGAGAAGGAACAGAACCACGACGACGCCUUUGACGAUGACUUCCACGCCGAUGUCAGCUCGUAUUUCAAGCGCUCUACGCGUUCUCCUAUGAUGCACGGCGCCGAAAACGAAAAGAUCCCUCCACAUGAUGGUUUGAACGGGGUGGAUGGUAACGGCAUAUAA
Messenger RNA from Capronia coronata CBS 617.96, 1995 nucleotides. RefSeq lists its product as uncharacterized. The record is from RefSeq and is a predicted model, not a curated record. Gene Ontology annotation, biological process: transmembrane transport. Lineage: Eukaryota; Fungi; Ascomycota; Eurotiomycetes; Chaetothyriales; Herpotrichiellaceae. Gene Ontology annotation, molecular function: transmembrane transporter activity. The coding region runs from base 1 to 1995 and encodes 664 amino acids. Gene Ontology annotation, cellular component: membrane. The transcript has a single exon.